UCUCUCAUUCGAAAUCUUCAAGUUCUUUUUGCAGUAAUAUUUUGCCCCUGAGUUCGGACCGGGAAGAAUUCGAUUCAUGAAGAAGAGGUUACCAAACGGCCCGGACCACUGAACGCAUUUUUUUCUCCGACUCGGCCUUUCUCUCUCAGUUUUUUUUCACUGAAAUCAAAUUCGCAGCAGCAUUUCGUUAACAAUGCUUCAAUUCUGAUCUACACCGACAAGGCAAUAUACUAAUUGACCGCCAUGGCUCACUGGAUCUCUUCCAAGCUCAAAGUCGCCGAAAAUCUCCUUCAUCAGAUAGAUCAACAAGCAGCUGAUUCACUCCGUAAGAGUGAGAAGCAGCGAUCUGAUGAUAUAGAUCGUGAAAACAUAGCCAAAACUAAUGAAAACAAGCCACUUAAGGAUCAAUUCAAAAAGAAAAGUCUUGAAAAAAAUGAUAUAAUUCAGAAAGCCAAAAGUGAUCGCAAUUCUUCUUCUAUUAGCCUGGAUAAGAAUAAUAGCUUUGGCAGCAAUAGUAAUUAUAAGAUACAUAAGGAAGCGGUGACGCCAGUAGAUUCGAGUCCCAAGUCCAGUCCCAAUGCUCUGACUGAUAAUGAUUGGACUGAAUUACUAAGUGCACCGUGCCCAAAUGCCACUGCUGGGGGGACUACUAGUAGUAAUGGAGUUGGAAGUUCCCGCAGUGGUCGGAAUGAUGGUAGAAAGCAAAGAAGUUUGGGGUCUGGGUCAAAUUUACCAGCUUUGGAUGGGAAAAGGAGCCAUAAACCUCAAAAGGUUGUUAAGAGUGUUAAAGGGCCAAAUACCCAUUCAGAAAAUGAGGCAGACGGUAGAAGGAUAGACAGAAGAGCUAGCAAAGUGGACUAUACAAUGCCGGUGACUUCAAAUGUUGAACUCAAAAUUGAUGGGGAAGGUUUGGGUAAGGGGGACCAUCAUCGAAAACAUGAAAAUGUGAAGUCCUUGCAUGGAAAUAAGGAUGUACAAAAUGAAGUAAAGAAUGAAGGUUUGGACGUUGUUAAGGGUGUAGAUCUGUCUCCGGUGAAUAAUCGUUCUGGAGAUAAGAGCCUUGGCAUUGUACCGGGGUCUUCCACUCUUAAUAAGGAAGUGGACAUGAAGAAUAAACUGGAUGACAAUCAGAGGAAUAGGCCUGCAAAGGCUAUGGUUGACAGACCAAAAUUGGACUCUCGGAGUUCCACUUCUCUGAAGAUGAGCUCUUCUUCACCUAGUAAUGCAGAGUCUGAUUCUGAGACAGAUUCAACAUCUUCAUCAGACUCGGAAAGUGAACGUGAAAGAGAAGAAAGGAGAAGAAGAAGGCAACAGAUCCUGGCUGAAAAAGCAGCCGCAAAAGCAAUGGAAGCUAUAAAAGAACGUGAGAACAAGGUUGCUAAAUUGGAAGGGGAGAAACAGAGCUUAGAAAAAAUACUUGAAGAGCGGGCCAAACAACAAGUUCAAGAGGCUUCUGAGUUACAGACGAAAAUGAUGGAAACAAUGGAAGCUGUUGAGUUGGAGAAACAGAAACAUAAUAGUACUAGAAUGGAAACUCUUGGCCGAUUGGCAAAGCUUGAGACUGUCAAUGCUGAACUUGCAAGGUCUCUCGCUUCUGUUCAAUGGAAUCUUGAAGUAGAGGUUAGUCAGGUUGCUGAACUACGCCAACAAAUUGAGUUAAAAGAAGCGGCUCAUGAAGAAUUAAGAAGGAAGAUAUCUAGGAUACAGGGAAGUGGUGAAAAAUUGGUGGCUUCAAAAGGGAUUGAAGUGGAGAGGGAGAUGCUUGAAGCAGAGCACUCUUUCUUAACAGAUAAAGUGGGAUUGUUGCAAGAAAAGGCAAAGACACUAGAAAGAAGCAUUGCCACGACACAGCAUAAACUGGGAAACCCAACUGCAGUGGAAAUUGAGCUCAGGCGGAGGCUUGGUCAAUUUACCGAUCAUCUGAUUCAAAAACAAGCUCAGGUUGAGGCGCUGUCUUCUGAGAAGGCCACAAUGACAUUUAAAAUUGAGGUACAUUUUUAUCGUUGAAUAAGAUAUUUCAAUUACAAUUUGAAUAGCAGGUAGUUCACAGAGUGCUUCAAUCCAAUUUUUCGCAUCAUAUUUAGGCGGUUUCAAGGUCGUUAGAAGAAAACAAGUCUAUGUUAACUGAUUUUCCCAGUACCUCAACAAUGGGUGAUUUGUUGUCUGGAAUGUGGAUCUCCAACUCAAAGUUGAGGCCUAUGUUUGAAGAAAGAAUGCGAUCAGGCCAGCAACAUUUUGGAUCUCUGAUUCGGCAGUUGGACUCCAUCUUCUGCACCGGAAUGGUGUUUCUUAGAAGGAACUCAAACGCAAAAAAAAUUUCUCUGGUUUACCUCGUCUAACUUCAUCUUUGGGUCAUAUACAUUUUAAUGUCUCAUGCUCCUGUCUCUGAGGACACCACUGGUGCCGCUAUUUCCUUGGAGAAUAUCAACAAAACAGGAGGCAUAUGAUAUCAUUUAUUGAGUGUAUCAUCAUUUUUUUUGUUUUGAGGUCCUUUCAGCAUCCCCACCCUCCUCAGCCAAAAACACAGAUGUAUAGAAAUGCACCAUUUGUUAAACAAGGAAUGUAUAAGUUUUAAAGGUUGAUAUGCAUUUCACGGCAAAUAGAAAUUUCAUUGAUCUAGUUAUGGUUAUAAAUCUUA
Molecule: messenger RNA, 2638 nt
Organism: Solanum tuberosum (potato)
Lineage: Eukaryota; Viridiplantae; Streptophyta; Magnoliopsida; Solanales; Solanaceae
Product: golgin candidate 2
Exons: 9
Coding region: 244-2007 (587 amino acids)
Biological process (GO): Golgi organization; retrograde transport, vesicle recycling within Golgi
Cellular component (GO): Golgi membrane; Golgi cisterna
Source: RefSeq, a predicted model, not a curated record